AUGGAUCCAAAGCGACCCCCGUUUCCUGGCCCUCCAGGUGUCUCCAGGGUGUUAAGUCUACAGCCUUCUGGAGAUCAGGGUCAACCAAUCGACCAGCCCCCCUUAGGGCGAGCCAGAGGUUUCUUCAUGCAUAAAGAUGAACCUCAUCCUGGACGAGGUAGAGCCUUUGCUGUACCCACAGAAAUGCCCUCUGUGCAGUUUGGCAGAGGGAUAUUGCUUCCCAUGAGUGAGCCAGUGGUUGGAAUGGCAAGAAGAGUGCCAUUACCAGUGGAAGAGGGAGGACUGGGGAGAGCCAGAGCGUUUUUGCCCCCCAUCUCUGAGCCCACUGUCAGCAUGGGUAGAGGCACUGCUGUAUUUAAAGAGCGCCCAUUAGACCCAGUACCUGCCUUGUCAGUUGAAAAAACGGACAUACAAGAGAAGAUGCCUGGAUGGGAGCCUAAGAUGCUACCAACAAUUGCCAGGGUUGAAGCUCCUGGGCCAGGCUCUUCACUUGUGUCCAUGUUCAGGGGGUUGGGCAUCGAGCCAGGAAAAACAUGGGGCAGAGGAGCAGCACCUAUUGGGCGGGGGGCAGUAGGUGAUUUUGGGGCAGAUGUCCAGUCUAAGAUGACCACCGUUGGGGCAGCCACAUUAAUUCCAGAAAGAGAGCAGGCUCACUUAGAGGAAUCCAUCAGUUUCCUGGGCAGAGGAUUUGUUGGUGUUGACAGAGCAGUGUUGCCCCACAUGGGUGUUGGUCGUGGCCCGACUGCCCCACUGGGCCCUGUGUCCCCCAUUGCCACCCCUUUAUCCCUGCCGGCCACACCCUCCGUCUCUGAAGACGCCCCAGUUCCUCAAGGAACACCCCCUAAAGUUGAAGUGAAAAUGGAGACUGUAAAAGAACCUCUGAAGAAAACAGGAACCAAAGGCAAUCCUAUAUCCAUCGGAUCAAACUACAUCCCCAUCUGCUGCAAAAAUGAGGCUGUGUUUCAGUACCAUGUUACUUUUACCCCGAACAUCGAAUCUAUCGGCAUGCGCUUCGGUAUGAUGAAGGAGCAUCGACCCACUACAGGAGAGGUUGUGGCGUUUGAUGGAUCAAUCCUCUAUCUUCCAAAACGUCUUGAUGAGGUUGUUCACCUUAAAGCUGAGAGAAAAACAGACAAUCAGGAGAUCGAUAUCAAGAUUCAGUUGACGAAGAUUCUGCCCCCCAGCUCUGACCUGUGUAUCCCAUUCUACAAUGUGGUCCUCAGAAGAGUGAUGAAGAUAUUGGGGCUGAAACUGGUGGGCAGAAACCAUUACGACCCCAAUGGCAUCGUGAUUCUUGGCAAACACAGGCUGCAGGUGUGGCCUGGGUAUUCCACCAGUAUUAAGCACACUGACGGUGGUCUCUACCUAGUUGCGGACAUCUCACAUAAGGUGCUGCGAAAUGACUCUGUACUGGACAUCAUGAAUGUGAUCUACCAAGAGAGCCGAGAGAGCUUUCAGGACAUAUGCACAAAGGAGUUCGUCGGUGCAGUUGUUAUCACACGCUAUAAUAACCGCACUUAUCGCAUCGAUGACAUUGAGUGGGCCAAGUCCCCCAAAGACACUUUCACCUUGGCUGAUGGAACAGUGACCACAUUUGUCGAAUACUACAGGAAGAACUACGGCAUUACCAUAAAGGAACUGGACCAACCACUGCUAAUUCACCGUCCAAAGGAGAGAUCCAAACCAGGAGGAAAGGUUAUAACGGGUGAGAUUCUUCUGUUGCCAGAACUGUCCUUCAUGACUGGCAUCCCUGAGAAAAUGAGGAAGGACUUUAGAGCCAUGAAGGAUCUGACCAUGCACAUUAAUGUGGGAGCUGAGCAGCACACCCAGAGCUUGAAACAACUGCUGCAGAAUAUCAACGCCAAUGAAGGAGCUCUGUCUGAGCUGGGACGUUGGGGCCUCAACAUUAGCCAAGAGAUUCUAGUGACUCAAGGAAGAACUCUGCCCAACGAGACCAUCUGCAUGCAUUCUGCCUCUUUCGUCACAUCUCAGUCAGUAGACUGGUCUAGAGAGGUGGUCCGAGACCCCUCCAUCAGCACUGUCCCUCUGAACUGUUGGGCUGUUUUCUAUCCACGGCGGGCAUCUGAUCAGGCCGAGGAGCUGGUAACCACCUUUUCAAGGGUGGCCGGACCCAUGGGCAUCAGAAUCGAGCGCCCCAUACGUGUGGAGCUACGAGAUGAUCGAACCGAGACCUUUGUCAAGAGCAUUCACUCUCAACUCACCUGUGAGCCACGUGUGCAGCUGGUUGUGUGCAUUAUGACAGGAAACAGAGAUGACCUGUACAGCGCAAUCAAAAAGCUCUGCUGCAUCCAGAGCCCAGUACCAUCACAGGCCAUAAACUUGCGCACCAUCUCCCAGCCCCAGAAACUCCGCAGCAUCGCUCAAAAGAUCCUUCUACAGAUCAACUGCAAACUGGGAGGAGAGCUUUGGACUGUUAGUGUUCCUCUGAAAUACCUGAUGGUGAUCGGAGUGGAUGUUCACCAUGACAUAUGCAAAAAAAGCAGAUCGGUCAUGGGCUUCGUGGCAAGUCUCAACAGCAUGCUGACCAAAUGGUACUCCAGAGUGACUUUCCAAAUGCCUCAUGAGGAAAUCAUCAAUGGCUUUAGAGUGUGUCUGCUUGCCGCUCUGCAGAAAUACUAUGAGGUGAAUCACACCUUCCCAGAGAAGAUCGUCAUCUAUCGUGAUGGUGUGUCAGAUGGACAGCUGAAGACUGUGGAGCUUUAUGAGAUCCCUCAGGUUCUGAAAUGCUUUGAGACCAUCCCCAACUACGAACCGAAGCUGGCUUUCAUCGUGGUGCAGAAAAGAAUCGGCACCACCCUGUACUCCUGUGGAGCGGACCACUUCGGCACACCCUCGCCAGGAACCGUACUGGACCACACAGUCACAAACAGAGACUGGGUGGAUUUCUACCUAAUGGCUCAUUCGAUUCGACAGGGAUGUGGCCUGCCCACUCAUUACAUUGCAGUUUACAACACGGCAAACCUCACCCCUGACCACUUACAGAGGUUGACCUUCAAGAUGUGCCACCUUUACUGGAACUGGCCCGGAACAAUACGUGUUCCUGCACCGUGCAAAUACGCCCACAAACUGGCCUUCCUUUCUGGCCAGUACCUGCAUUCAGAGCCUGCAAUUCAGCUGUCUGAGAAACUUUUUUUUCUGUGA
Molecule: messenger RNA, 3162 nt
Organism: Myxocyprinus asiaticus (Chinese sucker)
Lineage: Eukaryota; Metazoa; Chordata; Actinopteri; Cypriniformes; Catostomidae
Gene: piwil2
Product: piwi-like RNA-mediated gene silencing 2
Exons: 22
Coding region: 1-3162 (1053 amino acids)
Biological process (GO): regulatory ncRNA-mediated gene silencing
Cellular component (GO): P granule
Molecular function (GO): piRNA binding; protein binding
Source: RefSeq, a predicted model, not a curated record